This is a messenger RNA of Pongo pygmaeus (Bornean orangutan), 2245 nucleotides long. RefSeq names its product endothelial cell adhesion molecule (gene ESAM). Gene Ontology annotation, molecular function: cell-cell adhesion mediator activity. The transcript has 7 exons. NCBI's taxonomy places the organism in Eukaryota, Metazoa, Chordata, Mammalia, Primates, Hominidae. The record is from RefSeq and is a predicted model, not a curated record. The coding region runs from base 138 to 1310 and encodes 390 amino acids. Gene Ontology annotation, biological process: homophilic cell-cell adhesion. Gene Ontology annotation, cellular component: adherens junction; plasma membrane.
CAGACUUGGGCUGCAGCCGCCCUGGGUGUCAGCGGCCAGGCUCCCGCGCACGCUCCCGCCGUCGCGCAGCCUCGGCACCUGCAGGUCCGUGCGUCCCGCAGCUGGCGCCCCUGACUCCGUCCCGGCCAGGGAGGGCCAUGAUUUCCCUCCCGGGGCCCCUGGUGACCAACUUGCUGCGGUUUUUGUUUCUGGGGCUGAGUGCCCUCGCGCCCCCCUCGCGGGCCCAGCUGCAACUGCACUUGCCCGCCAACCGGUUGCAGGCGGUGGAGGGAGGGGAAGUGGUGCUUCCAGCGUGGUACACCUUGCACGGGGAGGUGUCUUCAGCCCAGCCAUGGGAGGUGCCCUUUGUGAUGUGGUUCUUCAAACACAAAGAAAAGGAGGAUCAGGUGUUGUCCUACAUCAAUGGGGUCACAACAAGCAAACCUGGAGUAUCCUUGGUGUACUCUAUGCCCUCCCGGAACCUGUCCCUGCGGCUGGAGGGUCUCCAGGAGAAAGACUCUGGCCCCUACAGCUGCUCCGUGAAUGUGCAAGACAAACAAGGCAAAUCUAGGGGCUACAGCAUCAAAACCUUAGAACUCAAUGUACUGGUUCCUCCAGCUCCUCCAUCCUGCCGUCUCCAGGGUAUGCCCCGUGUGGGGGCAAACGUGACCCUGAGCUGCCAGUCUCCAAGGAGUAAGCCCGCUGUCCAAUACCAGUGGGAUCGGCAGCUUCCAUCCUUCCAGACUUUCUUUGCACCAGCAUUAGAUGUCAUCCGUGGGUCUUUAAGCCUCACCAACCUUUCCUCUUCCAUGGCUGGAGUCUAUGUCUGCAAGGCCCACAAUGAGGUGGGCACUGCCCAGUGUAAUGUGACCCUGGAAGUGAGCACAGGGCCUGGAGCUGCGGUGGUUGCUGGAGCUGUUGUGGGUACCCUGGUUGGACUGGGGUUGCUGGCUGGGCUGGUCCUCUUGUACCACCGCCGGGGCAAGGCCCUGGAGGAGCCAGCCAAUGAUAUCAAGGAGGAUGCCAUUGCUCCCCGGACCCUGCCCUGGCCCAAGAGCUCAGACACAAUCUCCAAGAAUGGGACCCUUUCCUCUGUCACCUCUGCACGAGCCCUCCGGCCACCCCAUGGCCCCCCCAGGCCUGGUGCAUUGACCCCCACGCCCAGUCUCUCCAGCCAGGCCCUGCCCUCACCAAGACUGCCCACGACAGAUGGGGCCCACCCUCAACCAAUAUCCCCCAUCCCUGGUGGGGUUUCUUCCUCUGGCUUGAGCCGCAUGGGUGCUGUGCCUGUGAUGGUGCCUGCCCAGAGUCAAGCUGGCUCUCUGGUGUGAUGACCCCGCCACUCAUUGGCUAAAUGAUUUGGGGUCUCUCCUUCCUAUAGGGGUCACCUCUAGCACAGAGGCCUGAGUCAUGGGAAAGAGUCACACUCCUGACCCUUAGUACUCUGCCCCCACCUCUCUAUACUGUGGGAAAACCAUCUCAGUAAGACCUAAGUGUCCAGCAGAUAGAAGGAGAAGAGGAAGUGGAUCUGGAAUUGGGAGGAGCCUCCACCCACCCCCGACUCCUCCUUAUGAAGCCAGCUGCUGAAAUUAGCCACUCACCAAGAGUGAGUGGCAGAGACUUCCAGUCACUGAGUCUCCCGGGCCCCCUUGAUCUGUACCACCCCCCUAUCUAACACCACCCUUGGCUCCCACUCCAGCUGCCUGUAUUGAUAUAACCUGUCGGGCUGGCUUGGUUAGGUUUUACUGGGGCAGAGGAUAGGGAAUAUCUUUUUAAAACUAACAUGAAAUAUGUGUUGUUUUCAUUUGCAAAUUUAAAUAAAGAUACAUAAUGUUUGUAUGAGAUAAGAAACAAGUUGCCUUUUCAAACUAAGAAUUCUAGAAAUUGAGCUUCAGGAGGAUGCAAAGUGGACCCCUUCCCAAGCUGUGUACCCAGGAGGGCUUCUCCUCACAGGCUCAGAGCAGCUCUUCUAGUGUUUAGAAGGGUCCUUGUUCGUCACGUGGAGAAGGGGAGGAGACUCUAAGCUACUCUGAACAGCAGAGGGAUGGAGUUGGUACGCUUUCUGCUGGAGCUUGAGUGCUCCCGGCUAGGGGGUACGUGUACCUCAUCUGCUUCCUCUUCAGGGACAGGGGAGAGGAAGCUCACGUGGGCUCCUCUCCCACACCACGGAAUCCUUAAUUAAACACUUCUUGCCCAUCUGGAAGAGAUCUCUGUUGUUACUGAGGGAGAGCUGGGCAUAGUAUGAGGUGCAGGUCUGUGUCCAAAU